This is a messenger RNA of Salvia splendens (bonfire salvia), 911 nucleotides long. RefSeq lists its product as uncharacterized. The record is from RefSeq and is a predicted model, not a curated record. The transcript is spliced from 4 exons. Lineage: Eukaryota; Viridiplantae; Streptophyta; Magnoliopsida; Lamiales; Lamiaceae. The coding region runs from base 176 to 754 and encodes 192 amino acids.
CAACUCUCUCUCUAUAUGAUGAGAGUGAGCUGUCAAAUUCUAUCAAUGCCGAUUUCUCCUCCUUAUCUCACUACACUCCACCACCACCAGCUUAGAAAUUGAGAGAGAAGAGAAAGAGACAUACCCUCUUUUUCUACAUACGUUAUUUUCCUGGUUUACAGGCAAGCUGAAAACAAUGGCGGUAACGAUGAAGCACAUGGCACUGUUAGUAGCAUUCCUUGGAGCACUCUCCUUCAUACUUGGGGUUGUUGCUGAAAACAAAAAGCCUCCACAUGGAACUCCAAUAACCGGGAAGGGUGUUGUGAUCUGCAAAUACCCAUCUGAUCCAUCUGUGGCGUUGGGAUAUGCAUCCUUUGCGUUCCUUGUUGUUUGCAUGGUUGCUGGUUGGUAUUCUCUUUUCUACCCCUACAAAGGGAAGCACGUUCCGAAGGCAGCCUUAUUCCAAAACAAAGGCUUCCUUGCCUUCUUUGGUGUUGCACUGUCGACAGCUGCGUUGGCUAUCGUGAUGCUGUUAUGGCCUACAAUCACAGAGCAGCUUCACCACACAAACAAUGUUCAUCACAAUUUGGAAACCGCGUGCCCUACGGCCAAGACUGGACUUCUCGGUGGAGGUGCUUUUCUAUCUCUUGACGCGUGCCUCUUCUGGUUGGUUGCGUUGAUGCUGGCUGACAAUGCUCGUGCCGACUACUUCGAUGAAUCAGAUGACAAGGCUGCUGGAAGUUUUGAAGCUGAGCCAAUCAAGGGCAGUGCCUGAUAGCUACAAAUCAUAUUGUCUUUUCUUUUCAUUUUCUUGCUAAUGGAUAAUAUACAGUCUUUAGUCUUUCUCACUCUGUUUUGUAAGUAUCGACUCUGUUGGUUCACAUUAGCCUCAUUUCAAAGUUAUUAUAAAUGGUAAUCUGUGAAUUUGAUAA